AUGACUGCCUCCGACGACGAAGAAAACGAUAUCUUCGGUACUCAUCAGCUGGACUACGUGCCACCGGCGCCGAUCAAGCCCGCUGGAGUUGCGGAGGUCGACUUUGAUGGCGUACUUUCGCCCCCACUCAAGGUUCACGAGGAUCUCAAGAAUGGUUGUGGUGGACAGCUGUGGCCGGCGGGCAUGGUACUCGGCAAGUACAUGUUGAGGAAACAUAAGGACGACCUUGCUGGGAAGACAAUUGUCGAAUUGGGCGCUGGAGGUGGGCUUGUUGGCCUUGCUGUAGCUGUUGGCUGCAACGUCACCGAGCCCCUCCACAUCACCGACCAAGAUGAGAUGUUCGAACUCAUGAAGAAAAACAUUGGCCUCAACGAUCUCUCGGCCCGCGUUUCCGCAUCUAUAUACGACUGGGGCCAACCAACACCAUCCGGGUUACCACAACACCCGGAUGUUAUUCUUGCAGCUGACUGUGUAUAUUUCGAACCAGCGUUUCCAUUGCUGCAACAAACGCUCAAGGACAUCAUUGGUCCAAACACAGUGUGUUACUUCUGCUUCAAGAGGAGGAGAAGGGCCGACUUGACAUUCAUGAAGACUGCAGGAAAGAUGUUCGAUGUGCAAGAGGUAGAUGAUGACCCGGAUAAGGAAGUUUGGUCUAAAGAGAGACUGUUCUUGUAA
Molecule: messenger RNA, 675 nt
Organism: Macroventuria anomochaeta
Lineage: Eukaryota; Fungi; Ascomycota; Dothideomycetes; Pleosporales; Didymellaceae
Exons: 2
Coding region: 1-675 (224 amino acids)
Source: RefSeq, a predicted model, not a curated record